This is a messenger RNA of Vitis riparia (riverbank grape), 845 nucleotides long. RefSeq names its product dihydroxy-acid dehydratase, chloroplastic-like. The transcript has 3 exons. The coding region runs from base 155 to 832 and encodes 225 amino acids. Gene Ontology annotation, biological process: branched-chain amino acid biosynthetic process. Gene Ontology annotation, molecular function: dihydroxy-acid dehydratase activity. Lineage: Eukaryota; Viridiplantae; Streptophyta; Magnoliopsida; Vitales; Vitaceae. The record is from RefSeq and is a predicted model, not a curated record. Gene Ontology annotation, cellular component: chloroplast stroma.
GGUUUCCCAAGAGUCAAAGUGAACACCGGCACGCUCAUCAUCAGUUCCCCAUCCCCAAAACCUCAUAAACCCUGUCCACCACCACAACCGCCGCCGCCCAAAACCUCAUAAUCCCAACCCUCCACCACAGCCGCCAUCAUUCCCGGGCGCCACCAUGCAAGCAGCUCUGAUAACCCCUUCUCCUCGCGCCAUUCCCACCGGUUCCAUCACGGCCACGAGAACCACAAUUCCCCCUCAUGUGCGCCUCGUGUCUGUCCGAGCAUCGACCGAGGUAGCCCAAUCGCCGCCACCCGCAGUGAAAGAGACCGCCCACAAGCUCAACAAGUACAGCUCUCAUGUCACCGAGCCCAAGUCCCAGGGCGGCUCACAAGCCAUCCUCUAUGGCGUGGGUCUCUCGGAUGAGGACAUGCACAAGCCUCAAAUCGGUAUAUCAUCGGUUUGGUACGAGGGCAACACCUGCAACAUGCAUUUGUUGAAGCUUUCAGAGGCUGUGAAGGAGGGGGUGAGAGAUGCCGGCAUGGUUGGGUUCAGGUUCAACACUGUUGGUGUCAGCGAUGCCAUCUCAAUGGGCACGAGAGGCAUGUGCUAUAGCUUGCAGUCUAGGGAUUUGAUUGCUGAUAGUAUUGAGACGGUCAUGUCUGCUCAGUGGUAUGAUGGAAACAUUUCUAUUCCCGGUUGUGACAAAAAUAUGCCAGGUACAAUAAUGGCAAUGGGACGGCUCAAUCGGCCUAGUAUUAUGGUUUAUGGUGGAGCUAUCAAGCCUGGUCAUUUUCAAGGCCAUACUUACGACAUAAUAUCUGCCUUUCAGGUACACAGUGAUUUUCUGUUUUAAGCUUUAAUAUAUG